Molecule: messenger RNA, 1798 nt
Organism: Crotalus tigris (Tiger rattlesnake)
Lineage: Eukaryota; Metazoa; Chordata; Lepidosauria; Squamata; Viperidae
Exons: 11
Coding region: 491-1405 (304 amino acids)
Molecular function (GO): lipid binding
Source: RefSeq, a predicted model, not a curated record
CCUGUGUCCUCAGGGUCAGCUGAGUGGUGCAAAUGGGUGUGAAACCUUCUGGGCUGCACGAUGUCUUCUGCCCUGGGUCCCUUCAUGGUUGGAGACGGGCGCAGGAUGAUGGGGAUGAGUCUGUGUGGUCUGCAUCUCCAACUGAAGCGCAAAUGGUUCCUGUAGUCUGCAAGGUUUUCUGGACAUGCGUUCAUGCUCCCGCAUCCUUCGAAGGGGGUCCCUCCCAAAGUGCAUGGCUAAAUGUCCGUGGAGGUUCUCAGUCAUCCAGGCAUGGUUGUCCCAAAGGUGCUGCUUCAAGAGGCAAUUGGACUUCCUUGUUUGUCCUUUGAAGACCUGUUGCUUCUCAUCCCAGAAGCUUCUUCAGCUCUGAGUGGAAUGGUGGGGCAUGGAAGGACUGGGAAUGUCCAUAGGCAUUGCAGAUCAUUGAUAGAUGCAACACUGAGUGAGCAAAGAACUCUGAAUAUCCAGGCCCCUUGGCUACCUCAAUGAUAUGGUCCAAUUCAGGCUGAGUCAAGAACGAGGGAGAGUUAGCGCCUUCCAGCCCACUGACUCUUCGUCUGUCUUCCUCCUGCAGUUUUGUAGGAUCCUGAAUGUUGUCUUUGAUGUGGUGAAAGAUAGGCUGUUGGACACGAUGAACGUGGUCAUCCCCUUUGAGCCCUACGGGAGGCUGAAGUGUCAAAUGGCCAGCUUGCCUAGAAUGCAGAACAGCAUCUUAUGGCUAAAUCUCUUUCUUGACUUUGACAUCAAGGACCACGGUCUAAUCACCCUCCCCGACUUGGCCCCCGACAUAACCCUGCCCUCGCUGGAGAGCUAUCGCCACUGCCAGUGUGUCCACGCAGCCGUCCUCAACAUCUUCCUCUCGGUGGUCCUCAGGAUAGAACCUCAGGAGCUCAGCUGCCCGCCCGACGUGUUUUCUAGAGCUGAUGAACUACUAGCUGCUAUCUUAGCUCUGAUUCCAGAUCCACCUUCCUUCAUCUCCUUGGCCAUCCUGUAUUUCCGGAUCAGCCUCUUGCAAAGUCCCGUGAUUCACUUUGGGAACGACGUUGCCAUAGUCCAGGUUUCGGUCCAACUUGAAUUCUUCGUCAAGAACUCGGACGGCUCCACAACUUCCGUAGUCAUUUUCCAAGAGACCCUCAGCCUGACUGCGACCUUCUCGUUGACCAAAGGCUAUCUAUAUGCCUCCUUGUCCAUCUCAGGCCAUAAAGCUGUGUUGAUUUCUUCAGCUUUGGGCAUUACGGAUGUCAGCAGCCUUGAACCUCACUGGGGCAACCUGCUGGGAGAAACCUUUUUGGUUUCCGUCAACGGCUUCCUUAGCGGGGGACUCCCUCUGCCUGCCAUCCUGACUGCUGUGCUGGACAACGUCCUAAUCCGGUUUAUCGAGCACGGGCUUCUCCUGUGUAUCUGAACCAGAGGAUCAGUCCUAUGCAGAGGUCUUCUUCAGAGCAAAAAGGAAAACAGGACCCACACGGAUGAAUAUCUGACGUGGCUUUCUUGUUUGAUGCGUCUAACUUUAGUCCAAUUGUUUCUUAUUCAUGCAGAUCUUGCAAUAAAGGUUUUCCAGGACAAUCUGAAUGGUUCUUUCUUUCUAAAAAAAAGUAUAGAACUGGACACUUGGGGGUGAUGUUGAAAGCUUCAUCUCUGGUGGGUGAUUUGCACUUUUAAUUCAAAGGUACUUGGGGGGGGGUGUCCAACAGUUUUUUUCCCCCACUUGGAAUACCUCAAAAUCUUCUAAUGUGGGCUAUUUUUCCUUUGAAAAUGUUUCACUUCUCAUCCAAGAAGCUUCUUCUUCUUCUUCUUC